AUGGUGGUGCAGUUUGUCGGUAAAUCCAGUGAGAGAAUGGUGGAGUACUUGCAGAGCUCAGUAGGUAUCAUACACAAGAACCAUGCUGAGAGUAUAACCACAUUUAUCAAGGAGAGUGUGGAUGAAGAACUGAAGGAGGACAAUCCAAGGCCGGCCCAAAAGAAACGAAUCACUUUGUGUGUUGAAGGAAAUAUAAGUGUUGGGAAGACUACGUUUCUGCAGAGGAUAGCUAAUGAGACGCUCGAACUUAGGGAUCUUGUGGAAGUCGUGCCCGAGCCGAUUGACAAGUGGCAGAAUAUUGGCCCCGAUCACUUUAACAUAUUAGAUGCUUUUUAUGCCGAGCCUGAGAGAUACGCAUACACGUUCCAGAACUAUGUGUUUGUCACUAGAGUUAUGCAGGAGAGAGAGUCGUCUGGUGGGAUUAAGCCCCUCAGGCUGAUGGAGAGAAGUGUUUUCAGUGAUAGGAUGGUCUUUGUGAGAGCUGUUCAUGAGGCAAAGUGGAUGAAUGAAAUGGAGAUCAGCAUAUACGACUCGUGGUUUGACCCGGUUGUCUCGAGCUUGCCUGGUCUUAUUCCUGAUGGCUUUAUUUACCUCAGAGCAAGCCCCGACACUUGCCACAAGCGCAUGAUGUUGCGUAAGAGAGCUGAGGAGGGUGGGGUCUCGCUCGACUAUUUGCACGAUUUGCACGAAAAACACGAAAGCUGGCUUUUCCCUUUCCAGAGUGGAAAUCACGGGGUGCUGUCCGUGAGUAAGCUCUCCAAUAAUAUCGACUGGUCUUUGCAUCCCAAUAUAAAGGAUCGUGUUUUUUAUUUGAAUGGUGAUCAUAUGCACUCGAGCAUCCAAAAGGUUCCUGCUUUGGUUCUUGACUGUGAGCCGGAUAUUGAUUUCAACCGGGAUGUAGAUGCCAAGCGAGAGUAUGCUCGUCAAGUUGCCGAGUUCUUUGAAUUUGUGAAGAAAGAGAAGGAGGAAGUCCCUGCAAAUGAUGGUGGAGAAAAAGGUGCGAAGAGCAAUAAAGGUCAGGUUUUGCUCCCUCCCCAUGGGGAUUUGUGGUUGCCCGGUACACAGCCAUUCUCGGAUUCUGCUCUAAAGUCACUCGAUUUUAGACGAGCCAUAUCGUCUUUCAUGCCACAGUAG
This is a messenger RNA of Striga hermonthica, 1134 nucleotides long. The record is from the annotation of a GenBank genome assembly. NCBI's taxonomy places the organism in Eukaryota, Viridiplantae, Streptophyta, Magnoliopsida, Lamiales, Orobanchaceae.